AUGACGGCGGAGGAGAAGCAGAACCUGCGGUGCUACAGGCGCUACAUCGAGAGGAGCCUGAACCCCGUGUACAUCCUCAGCAACAUGACGGAAUGGCUGUCCGACGAGGUGAAGGAGAGAGUCCGGAAGGAGGAGGAGAAGGGGGUGACAGCGGCCGCCGCGCUUUUCCUGGAUGCCGUGCUGCUGCUGGAGGCGGAGGGCUGGCUCCGGGGCUUCCUGGAUGCCCUGGCUGCAGCAGGUUACACUGGACUGGCAGAAGCAAUUGAAAACUGGGACUUCAGCAAACUGGAAAAACUGGAGCUGCACAGGCAGCUGUUGAAGCGGAUAGAAUCAACAAUGCUAGAAAUUGAUCCUGUAGCAAUCAUGCCAUACAUAAACACAUGCCUGAUAGAGAGGGAGUGUGAUGAGAUCCUGCAGAUCAGUGAAUACAGAAGCAAAGCAGCUGGGAUAACUAAACUCAUUGAAUGCCUUUGCCGCUCGGAUAAGGAAAACUGGCCCAAAAGUCUUCAGCUGGCAUUGGAUAGUGCAGGAUAUUACAAUGCAAGUGAACUGUGGAAUAUAAGAGAAGAUAAUGGCAAAGAUAUCGAAGGCGAAAUGAAAGAUGCCUCUGAGAAUUACUUUGAAACCAUAAUGGCAUUUUCUGAAGAAGCAGAAUGUGAUAAUCUGAGCAAAAGUCUCUCUUCAGUUUCAGAAAGCAUAUAUGAGUCUUCAUCUGUUUAUGAAUCAAAGAAGGCUCGGAGCUAUCAGAUUGAGCUUGCACAGCCUGCUAUUGAUGGGAAAAACACAUUGAUUUGUGCCCCCACAGGAUCUGGAAAAACUUUUGUGGCAGUUCUGAUUUGUGAACAUCAUUUACAAAAUAUUCCCUCAGGACGAAAGGCAAAAGUUGUCUUCCUUGCAACCAAAAUGCCAGUGUAUGAGCAACAGAAAAAUGUAUUCAGGCAGCAUUUUGAAAGAACUGGAUACUCUGUUCAAGGAAUUUGUGGUGAAACAGUUGCAAAUAUCUCUGUAGAAAAUAUUAUACAGGACAGUGACAUCAUUGUGCUAACGCCCCAGAUUCUUGUGAAUAGCAUGGAAAAAGGGAUCCUUAGCUCCCUUUCCAUCUUCACUCUCAUGAUUUUUGAUGAGUGCCACAACACUACAGGCAACCACCCUUAUAAUGUGUUGAUGACUAGGUACCUGGAUCAAAAAUUUGACUCCUCUGCAAACCAGCUGCCUCAGAUUGUAGGUUUAACUGCUUCUGUUGGAGUUGGUAAUGCCAAGAGCACUAAAGAAACUGUAGAGCACGUCUGUACCCUCUGCUCCUACCUUGACAUACAGGCCAUAUCCACUGUCAGAGAGAACAAACAAGAUCUGCAGAGGUUUGGAAACAGGCCAGAAACACGUACGCACACUUUCUUUUUAUUUUCCUAUAUCAGAUGGGUUAAAAUGCGAGCUCAGAAUCAUUUUGCAGACAUUAUCGCAGGUCUGAUGUCUGAGACAGAGGUGUUGAUGAGGAAGAUUUACUCAGUGGAUACCAUCUCCCAAAUCAACAAGAAUUACUUUGGAACACAGAGAUAUGAACAUUGGAUAGUUUCCACUCAGAAGAAAUGCAGACUAUUGCAACUGGAAGAUAAGGAGAAGGAGAGCAGUAUUUGUAGAGACCUUUUCAUUUGUACUGAACACUUGCGGAAAUUCAACGAUGCUCUCAUUAUCAGUGAAGAUGCUCGCAUUGAAGAUGCUUUAGCCUAUCUAAAUGAAUUUUUCACAAAUGUAAAAAACGGACCAUAUACAGAGUUAGAGAAGCAGCUGACGGAGAAAUUUCAAGAGAAAGAACUAGAGCUGACUGCCCUUUCAAAAGAUGAGUCAAAUGAGAAUCCAAAGUUGGAAGAGCUUGCUUGCAUCCUGGACGAAGCAUACCACUAUAACCCACAGACUCGCACUAUUCUCUUUGCCAAGACAAGAGCCUUAGUAGCUGCUUUGAAGAAGUGGAUAGAAGCAAAUCCUCUUCUUAGCCACAUAAAGCCAGAUGUGUUGAUGGGUAAGGGAAGAAGAGAUCAGAAAACAGGUAUGACCCUGCCAAUGCAGAAGGGUGUCCUGGAUGCAUUCAGAAAUGACAAAGACAUCAGACUGCUAAUUGCUACAUCUGUUGCUGAUGAAGGCAUUGAUAUUACUGAGUGCAGCCUUGUGGUGCUCUAUGAAUACUUUGGUAAUGUCACCAAAAUGAUCCAAGUCAGAGGUCGUGGAAGGGCAAGAGACAGCAAGUGCAUCCUUGUGACAAGCAAAACAGAAGUGGUUGAGAAUGAAAAACUAAACAGUUACAAGGAAGAAAUGAUGAAUGCAGCUAUUGAAAAGCUACAGAACUGGGAUGAAACAACAUUUGCAAGAAAGAUACGUGGCCUGCAAAUGAAGGAAAAGAUGCUACGAGAUUCCAGGAAGAAUGAAAUAAAACAUGAAAUAGUGGAAGGGAAAAAAAAUCUUUUGUGUGGAAAAUGCAAAGCAUAUGUCUGCAGUACUGAUGACAUCAGAAUUAUAAAGGGAUCUCAUCACAUUGUCUUAGGUGACGUAUUCCAGGAGCGUUAUACAACAAAGCCCCACAGGAAACCAGUUCAGUUUGAUGAUUUUGUGAAAAAAAGCAAGAUGCAUUGCCGAAAUACUGAGUGCCUGCAUGACUGGGGGAUCAUAGUGAAGUACAAGAUAUUCGAUAAACUACCCGUGAUCAAAAUCAGAAGCUUUGUACUAGAGGAUGUUGAAACUGGGACACAAAUGGAUUUUCAGAAAUGGAAAAGUAUUAAUUUGUCUUUGAAGGAUUUUGAUGAAGAAACAUCCAGCUGAACUCAACAUUUUAAUGGAUAUAUUGU
Vidua chalybeata is the source of this 2837-nucleotide messenger RNA. RefSeq names its product RNA sensor RIG-I (gene RIGI). Bases 1 to 2811 code for a protein of 936 amino acids. Gene Ontology annotation, molecular function: double-stranded RNA binding; zinc ion binding; ATP binding. The transcript is spliced from 18 exons. NCBI's taxonomy places the organism in Eukaryota, Metazoa, Chordata, Aves, Passeriformes, Viduidae. The record is from RefSeq and is a predicted model, not a curated record. Gene Ontology annotation, cellular component: cytoplasm.